Messenger RNA from Trichoderma asperellum CBS 433.97, 906 nucleotides. RefSeq lists its product as uncharacterized. Gene Ontology annotation, cellular component: endopeptidase Clp complex. Gene Ontology annotation, biological process: protein quality control for misfolded or incompletely synthesized proteins. Gene Ontology annotation, molecular function: serine-type endopeptidase activity; ATPase binding; ATP-dependent peptidase activity. The record is from RefSeq and is a predicted model, not a curated record. Lineage: Eukaryota; Fungi; Ascomycota; Sordariomycetes; Hypocreales; Hypocreaceae.
CAUCAGCCCAUUUACCAAACAUGCUACGAUCCAGAUUGCUACCAGCCCUACGGGCACUGCCAAUGCGACAUGCCAGAUCCUUUGGUUUCUCCAGCACUGCUACUCCUGCCAACAGUGCGCCGUCAAUGAACAUCCCAAUGCCGUAUAUCGAGGAGACAUCAGCAACUGGCAGAAAAACAUGGGACAUCUUUUCAAAGCUACUACAGCAACGAAUAAUAUGUCUAAACGGCGAAAUCGACGACUACAUGUCAGCCUCUAUAGUGGCACAGCUUCUAUGGCUAGAAUCAGACUCCCCGGAGAAGCCGAUUACGAUGUACAUUAAUUCACCGGGUGGCUCUGUCACGUCAGGCAUGGCGAUAUAUGAUACGAUGUCUUAUAUCAAGUCUCCCGUCGCAACUGUAUGUGUCGGAGGUGCGGCGUCUAUGGCAGCUAUCCUGCUUGCUGGAGGUGCGCCAGGCAAGCGCUGUGCUCUUCCGCACAGCUCCAUAAUGAUUCACCAGCCAUUGGGCGGCACUAGAGGGCAGGCGUCGGAUAUUUUGAUUUACGCAAACCAGAUCCAAAGGAUAAGAGAGCAGUCGAACCAAAUCAUGCAAUAUCAUCUGAACAAGGCGAAGGGAUUCGACAAGUAUAGCCUAGAAGAGAUUAACGAUCUUAUGGAGAGAGACAAAUAUCUAAGCGUGACAGAAGCAUUGGAGCUCGGAGUCAUUGACGAGAUAUUUUCAACGAGGAAAGAUCAGGAUCAGCCAAAGAAAGAGGAAGGAGAAGAGAAGAAAUACUAAUUACGCAAAGGUGAUAAUGUUUUACAUGAAAUUCCUUCUUAAUGAGGUGAGAGCAACAGUGAUUUUCGAGGAGAGCCUCUAGCAUAUCUGUAUCCCAAUUUUCAAUGAAUGCUGGUGUUAAUCGGAC